Messenger RNA from Aricia agestis (brown argus), 582 nucleotides. RefSeq names its product histone H4. Gene Ontology annotation, cellular component: nucleosome. Gene Ontology annotation, molecular function: DNA binding; protein heterodimerization activity; structural constituent of chromatin. The record is from RefSeq and is a predicted model, not a curated record. Bases 84 to 395 code for a protein of 103 amino acids. Lineage: Eukaryota; Metazoa; Arthropoda; Insecta; Lepidoptera; Lycaenidae. The transcript has a single exon. Gene Ontology annotation, biological process: nucleosome assembly.
CUCAACAGCUCGUGGUGAUCGGACGUGCGUGCGCGUUCGUUCUGUAAUAGAUAUUAUAUUGUCUGUGAAACACCGUCGUCAAGAUGACCGGUCGCGGUAAGGGAGGAAAAGGUCUGGGAAAAGGAGGAGCCAAGCGUCACAGGAAGGUACUUCGUGAUAACAUCCAAGGUAUUACGAAGCCGGCUAUCCGUCGUUUGGCGCGCAGAGGUGGCGUGAAGCGUAUCAGCGGUCUGAUAUACGAAGAGACCCGUGGUGUGUUGAAGGUGUUCUUGGAGAAUGUCAUCCGCGAUGCCGUCACAUACACGGAGCACGCCAAGAGGAAGACUGUCACCGCUAUGGAUGUCGUGUACGCUCUGAAACGCCAGGGCCGCACUCUGUACGGUUUUGGCGGUUAAUUAGUGAUCACCUAUUAUUAUUGUUGUCAUCGUCGUGUGAGCGUUGUGUUGCUACGUUAAAUAUAAGAAUGUGCAACAACAACGACGUCAUAAUAUUACAUAUUAUAACCAACGGCUGUUAACCACACACGAUGCAACGAUAAUAAAUCACUAAUAUUAUAAAAGGCCCUUUUCAGGGCCGCAAAAA